Pseudo-nitzschia multistriata is the source of this 2094-nucleotide messenger RNA. NCBI's taxonomy places the organism in Eukaryota, Bacillariophyta, Bacillariophyceae, Bacillariales, Bacillariaceae. The record is from the annotation of a GenBank genome assembly.
UCUAGUAUGAUUUCUACUUAGGGGUUCCGGGAAAUUACUGAAAAGCUGCUUAAAAGGUACUUUUCAUGCUACUCAAAAGUUACUUUAACAGUACUUUUUAAGUAGCUUUUCAGUAACUUAUAAGUAGACUUUUGGCCAGUCAAAAAAUUGUGUCAAAAAUAGUUUCCCGAAUGUUGUGUAGACUAGUCGUGGGCCCAGUAGCUUAGAGUAACUGGUAAUGAGUCAUUUCGUAACGUCCCCAACGGUCGCCAUAUAUAUCAGUACCUAGGCACGUGUCUCAGUAGCUGAGCCGUACGUCCAGUAGCUUAAAGUAUCUGGUUAUGAGUCGUUUCGGAACGUCCCUGAAGCACUGUAUUUCGCAUGCCAAGUUUUGGUCGUAUGAUAGUUUGUGACUUCGGUACGACCUCAGAACUUCGUGAGAGAUAGCUGUUGCCUCGGUUAUUUCGAAGCAACAACUGCUGACAGUAUUGAUCACGUCCGAUAUUUUAUUGAAAGCAACCCAUCACAUUUUGAAUUCCUCCAGACGCACAAUCAUGCCAUCGCCGUUGCCAAAACGAACCAACUUCAAAGAUGAGUCUACAGAGUGCUCCCUUUGCCUCGGUGCUUUUGAAGAAUCGUCAGAUGCRAUUAUUACGCUUCGUUGUGGACACAGRUUUCACCGGAAKUGUAUCAUCGAACAAAUCGAGGUAGGGAGCAUGACAGCAUUGAACGAUGACCAGCGGCUUUUGUUCAAUGGCGUGCAAUGUGCCAUCUGCAAAGCUAUUUUUGGAGAAGACGACCAUCCCGAUUUACCAAAGGAUUUGAUCCGGUCAACCCACAAGCUUCGGUCGAAGGUGAACGACCUGAUCGACCAACACAAAUUGCUAGAAGAGACAAAAGAGGAAAACCAAGGAAAAGAGGUCCAGUCACGAGAUUMCCUUUACCGAGAAGCAAUGAGGAAGCACGCAUUCUACCUCUGUAGCCAUUGCAACGAUCCCUACUACGGCGGCACGAUCGAUUGCGCCGAUGCUUUCCGACCUCCGGCCGUGGAGACAACAGGAAGAUCGAAUUCGGAUUCGAAUUCGAAUUCGACUGCUCCCGAACGCAAGCUCUGUUCGGGCUGUGCUCCCCAAUCGCAGACCGUCUGCCGCAAUCCCUCCGAGCACGGGGCAUUUCUCACUUGGAAAUGCCGGUAUUGCUGUCAACCGGSGACCUACGUUUGCUACGGAAACGUUCAUUUCUGCAAGGACUGCCACGACAAGAAUUCGCGAGGAGAGGUGYUGACCCCGGUCUCCUGCCCCGGGGACUCGUGCCCGUAUCCCAAACCCGAAGCAAGCAGCGGGUUCCACACCAACGGUCCCACGCAGGAUUGCGAACAGGUUUACUCGUGUUCCCUGUGCGRGUCWAUCCCCGUCGAUGCAAGCGCGGAAACCUGGACGACCGAGCCCGGAUCGAGGAAUUUUGUGGUCAACCCCAGCGGCGAAGACGGCCUCCGGGGAUGGGUUAGCAACGGCUCGCCGUGGAUGGUAGARYSGGGGGCUCCGGGAGCCUACCCAUCGCGCCUGCUUCCUACCCCCGUGGUGGGCGAGGCGGAACGYGAGCCCAUCACCACCAAYUUCGUUUCGUCCUUUCGUUUUUCAACCAUGGAACAAAGGAUCGACCUGRCCAAGUUCCUCCGUCUCGGCGAAGCCGCGACAAGAACYCCCUCCCCCGUGGUUCGCAUAGAGGUCUCGGCGCGCUACACCCGGCGGUGGGAUUGCCCGAGCGUCUUUCRUCUGGRGGCCGUUCUCSUCGACGGGAGAGAAGCCAGGGCCCCCCCGCUUUCCACCGGGGUUGUUGAGGCGGGCGUGCACUGGGAGCGGGCCUCCCUCGUGUUCGAUCUGGGACCCCUCGCGGAGAUUCCYGGCCGGUUUGGGCGCYKUCCCAAAUUGGUCGUAUCGGUGUCGGGCAAGGACAGCAGGUUCUGGGCGGGAAACUUCGGGAGCAAGGUUGCCGAUAUUUCCGUGCGGGUUCUGGGCAGGACGCCCGAGGAAAUCGAAACCAUGGUGCUGAGCGAGGAAGAGGCGGUGUGAGCCUAAAUCACGAGUAGAUAGUGAAUAAGCUCACUCUUUAUUG